UUGCAAGCAAUUUAUUUGUUUUCGGAAUCUAAUCCUCACAGCCCUUUUCUUUCAUUCCCCAAUACGACAUUACUCCAUUACACCAAAACUACAAAAUCGCAAAACAACAAAGUAGAAUAGCAAAAUAUAACGUCUUGCAGUUGAUUGAUCCCCAAACUUUUCACACUUCCAUUCAUUUAUUCAUUCUUUCAUAUAUUCCUAAUGCGUGUCAUCACUGUCCCUGUCCUUGAAGACAACUAUUCAUACAUCAUCCUCGAUGAAAAGACAUCAGAAGCAGCUGUGGUUGAUCCUGUCGAACCACAAAAACUUAUGCAUAUUCUUCAGCAUCUGGGCGCGAAACUGACCUCAGUUCUCUGCACACAUCACCACUGGGACCAUGCAGGAGGUAAUGUGGAGCUGAUCGCAAAAAAGCCUGGUCUUGCUGUUUAUGGCGCUGAUGCCCGCAUUCCUGAGAUCAACUAUGUGGUCAAGGAUAAGGAGGAGUUCAAAAUUGGAAACGUGACCAUUCAGGCGCUCUGGACCCACUGUCAUACAAAGGGUAGUAUCAGUUAUUAUGCAAAGGAUGGUACCGAUAGAGCCGUAUUCACAGGUGACACCCUCUUCUUGAGUGGUUGUGGACGCUUCUUUGAGGGCACUGCUGCAGACAUGUACAACAGUUUAUUGCACAUUCUUGCAACGCUUCCUGUGGAGACAAAAGUCUAUUGUGGGCAUGAAUACACCAAGGCAAACCUCCAGUUUGCACACCAUGUGGAGCCAGAUAACCCUCAUGUUACUCAAAAGUUGCAAUGGUGCAUGGAUGAUAAUGUUAAAAUCACUAUUCCUGGUACUAUUGGCGAAGAACUAUUGUGCAAUCCAUUCCUACGCGUCAAUGAGCCUUCCUUGCAGGCAUUUACUGGCAAGAGUGAUCCUAUUGAUGUAAUGCAUGUCCUUCGAGAGUUGAAGAACAGCUUUUAGCUCUUGGAAAAAUAGAUAAAUAAACAAAUAAAAGUAAUAGAGAAUAUAGUGGCAAAGCU
Lobosporangium transversale is the source of this 1013-nucleotide messenger RNA. RefSeq names its product beta-lactamase-like protein. Lineage: Eukaryota; Fungi; Mortierellomycota; Mortierellomycetes; Mortierellales; Mortierellaceae. The transcript is spliced from 4 exons. The record is from RefSeq and is a predicted model, not a curated record. Gene Ontology annotation, molecular function: hydroxyacylglutathione hydrolase activity. Bases 202 to 954 code for a protein of 250 amino acids.